AUGGCCCGCUCGAGCAAGAUCCAGCGGCUUUUGGGCCCCGACUGGUCCAUCAAGUUCAUGAAGGCCGACGGCGACUGCUACUACGCGGCCAUCUCGGCAGCCCUCGAGAACGACUUCACGGUCCAGGCCCUGCGCGACGUCGUCGCGGACGCGUGCACCGAGGAGACGCUGACGAUGAUGCGUCUCGCGCAGCGGACGGGCUGCGGGUCCUACGACCAUUUGCGCAAGAUCGACGACGUCGAGGAGCUGAAGCGCCGCAUCCGCGUCACGGGCGGCAACACGUCCGCGGGCCAGUGCGUCUGGGCCUGCGACUUCUCCAUCCAGACCGUCGCGGAGCACCUCGGCCUCGCGGUGCUCAUCCUCGACGAGGCCGCGCCCUGGGGGAGCCAGUACGUGUCGAUCCUCCCGGACGCGCCGCCGGACCGCGUCGUCUGCCUCCAGCGCACGCGGCGCCAGCACUACAACCUGCUGGUCCGCGGCGAGACGACGUUCUUCGACGCGGCGGACGAGGACCUCGGCGCGCGCUGGCCCGCCUUCGGCCGGCGCUACGGGAGCGGCGGCGGCGGCGACGCGCCCGCGGCGGCGGAGGACGCGCCCGCGGCGAAGCGCCGGCGACGGUAG
Molecule: messenger RNA, 621 nt
Organism: Aureococcus anophagefferens
Lineage: Eukaryota; Pelagophyceae; Pelagomonadales; Pelagomonadaceae
Exons: 1
Coding region: 1-621 (206 amino acids)
Source: RefSeq, a predicted model, not a curated record